Messenger RNA from Dibothriocephalus latus, 1188 nucleotides. The record is from the annotation of a GenBank genome assembly. Lineage: Eukaryota; Metazoa; Platyhelminthes; Cestoda; Diphyllobothriidea; Diphyllobothriidae.
AUGGCGGUCUCCGAUCAUCAAAAGCAGUGGAACUCCAUGGUUUCCGGUCUGCCACAGGAAGCAUACGGCUCUGGACUUCAACUUCCUCUGGCUGGAGCGGGAACUGGCGAUCCACUUUUUGAUAGCAAUUACCAAGAAGCAAGAGACAAUGCAGAAUUUUAUCGCAACCAGUUGGAGAUGCUGCGCGAGGAAGUGGACGAUCAGAACACUAGAACUAGUCAACACUACGAGGAAAAGAUCGGUACCUUGUCUGAACGCGUUGAGCACCUACAAAAUCUGCUAACACAGGAAAACUUCCGAGUAGAACGUCUAAAUGGCGAAUUAGAAAUGGCAAAUUCGCAAUUGAACGAGGCGCACAUGAACGAAGCUAACCUCGAGAAUAUGGUUAAUGAACUGAAGGCGGCUUUGAAACGGAAGCCUACUUACUCAACUAGCGAAGGUGCACAAACUCCAGGAUCUACUGAUAUGCCCCUCAUACAGGCCCAUGUAGUGGAUACUCAACGGUCCGCUGUUCCACCAAGUCUGAUUAACGGGGAAUCGAACGAGGAGGUGGCAGCAGCACCGGCAGAGCAAAGUGCACAGGCUCUUCUGGAUAGCAUUAAGAAUUAUUUCCUAAUGAAUCAGGAGGCUUACGAUGCCAUUAAAAACACUCCCCUUGCAAGCGGAGGACAGUUGGACAUCUUCGCCAACAGACAGCAGGAGCAGUAUGCCUCCGCUCCAUUCAGUCCAGAGGGCAACAGCACCUACUUCUCACAGCCACGUGUUCAAAAGUACCUAACGACACCUGACCAGUCCAUGAACUCCAUCUUCAACUCGCAGACACAUGUGGAAAAUUUCAAUGUUGCCAAACUCUCUGAAGAACUGCAAGAAAGAAUUGAGGCCUUGCAGCAACAACUAGAGGAAGAGACGGGCUACCGGGAUGAUCUGGAACUGGAGUCUCAGGAGAUGCGCAAUAGAAUUGCAAACUUAACACGCCAGGUGCGUCGUCAACGUGAUGAACAUGAGGAGGAAAUGCUUGAGAAGGAUCAGGCACACCUAAAGAAAGUGCGGGAACUCACAGACACCGUCGAGGAUCUCGGGAAAGAAAAGGCCCUCCUGGAGAAGCGGUGUGCAGAUCUGCAAAACAAACUGGACGAUUUGCGCCGAACCCCUGAACUCAGCGAUGAGGAGGAGGGUAAGGCAACAUGA